Messenger RNA from Ostertagia ostertagi, 381 nucleotides. Lineage: Eukaryota; Metazoa; Nematoda; Chromadorea; Rhabditida; Trichostrongylidae. The record is from the annotation of a GenBank genome assembly.
AUGCCUGAGAUAAAGUCGGAAUAUGCAUCGCUCCAACCGAAUUUCCCAGACCUUCAACAGUCUACGACUGUGCGCCCAACAACACGAGCGCUGGUUUCAGCGCCGGGUAAUGCCGGUAUCAACUCGCUUGGUGUCAGCACAUCUGCGGUGGCCACGUCGACAAUGGCAAGUUCGGUCUACGAUUGCCUUGACAUCCCAUGUCUCUGUGGCUUUUUCGGAGGAACUGGUGGGACCACGUGCACACUCCCAAACGGGCAAACAUUGACGAAAGCGAUUCGCAAGGAGUAUCGCGUUAUGACAGACGACGAGCGGCAAAAGUAUGCCAUUAUUCAUUUCGUUGAUUCCCAUCAUUUUUCAUUUGAUGCAACUAGUGUCCACUGA